This is a messenger RNA of Chlorella variabilis, 1842 nucleotides long. RefSeq lists its product as hypothetical. The transcript has 8 exons. Bases 1 to 1842 code for a protein of 613 amino acids. The record is from RefSeq and is a predicted model, not a curated record. Lineage: Eukaryota; Viridiplantae; Chlorophyta; Trebouxiophyceae; Chlorellales; Chlorellaceae.
AUGGCGCCCAACAAGCAGAAUGGAGCCCCGGCAGCAGCAGACAACGCCGAGUCUCCCGUCUUGGCCUUCUGCGCCAAGCGGCUGAGGAACCUGCGCAAGAGGCUGCGCAAUGCCGAUGAGAUCCAGGCGAAGCUGGAGUCUGGGAAGGCCCUCAACCCGGACCAGGAGCUGGCCCUGUCCAGCAAGCCGGGCCUGCUGGCGGCCAUAGAAGAGCUGGAGAAGAUGGCCUCCGGCCUGAAGGAGGCCCUGAAGGAGGAGCUGGUGGCCGCGGCCGCCGAGGCCCGCACCAAGGCGCUGGCCCAGGCGGAGGCAGCGGCGCGUGAGAAGGCGCAGCAGCAGAAGGGCGAGGCUGAGUAUGUCGCUGAGCGGGAGGCGGCGGUGGCUGCCGCCACCGAGGCCGCCAAGGCUGAACUGGAGGCGGAGAAGGAGAAGGCGGUCAGCGCCGCGGUGGCCGAGGCGGUGGCGGCCGUCAAGGCCGAGGUCGAGGCGGGCGCCGCCGAGGCGCUGGAGGCUGCCCGGGCCGAGGCGCGGGCGGCGGCUGCGGAGGAGGCUGCGGGCACCCUGCUGGACCUCAUGUAUCUGGGCAACAGCUUCGACACCAUGACCCGCACCCCCUACCUGGCCCAGAUUGCCUACCACGAGCGCGCCCACGCCGUCGCCUACGCCCAGCACUUUGGCGUGGCGCUCACGGACGACGACCUGAGCGCUGUGGUGCUGGCCAGCCAUGCUCUGUCCAUGCGCCUCCCUCUGGGCGCCCCCAUCAGCCACGCCGAGGCGCUGCAGCACUGCAAGGAGCUGGCCGCCAAGCUGCUGCAGCGCAGCAGCGAGCAGCAGGCGCUGCCGCCGGGCGCGCCGCCCACCACCCCCCUCACCUACGCUGAGCUGGCGGACAAGCUGGCGGCCAUCAAGUCGCUGCAGCUGUUCCCGCUGGUCCCGCCCUACCCCAUCCCGGCCAUGGUGCAGCCCGCCUCCAAGCCCGCCUCGCCCGCCCCCGGCCAGGCCGGCGAGGAGGCGGCGCCCGCUGCCGCCGCCGCCACCGCGGCACCGGCUGCACCUGCCGCCGCUGCCGCUGCUGCCGCGCCCCGCACCGUGUCCCCUGGUGCCAGCGGGGAGCUGCCCACCGCUGAGCAGGCGGCUGCCUCUGGCCAGAAUCUGGUGGGGCACUUCUUUGGAGGCGCUGCUGCGGCGGCGCCCGGCGCCGACGGCUCCGCCCCCACGUCUGAGGCCCCUGCCGCCGCUGCCGCGGCCCCUGCUGCCGAGGAGGGCGGCGCUGCGGGCGAGGGGGCCACCCCCGAGGAUGCCCGCUACCCUGUGGUGCACCAGGCUGACCCGGGCUUCACAGCCCCGCCCGCAGACAGUGUGCCGCAGCCCGGCGCCCUGUCCUUUGCCGGAGACAAGUCGCUGGGUAUCUCUGGCCCCCUGGAUGCCGCCGCGGGCGGCAGCGGUGCCGCCGAGGCGUCUGCCGAAGGUGGCGCUGCCGGCGCGCCCGACGGCAUGCGCUCCGGCCGCGGCGGCGGCCGCGGCGGCAGCGCCUGGGGCGGCCGCGGCGACGGGCGUGGCCGCGGCCGCUACUACAGCACCCCCGGCCGUGGCCGCAGCGGCGACUUUGUGCCGCGCGGCGGGCGCGGCGGAGAAGGGUAUGGCGCGCGUGGCGGCGGCGGCUUCCGCGGCGGCCGGGGCCCGCAGGAGGGCGGCUACGGCGGCGGCCGCGGCGACAUGUACCGUAACGAGGGAGGCUGGGGCCGUGGAGGCCGCGGCGGGCGUGGGCGGGGUAUGCAGCCCGCAGCCGCCGGCACCGCGCCCCCGCCAGCGGCCGCCCCCGCGCAAGCCGCCCUGCUCUGA